This is a messenger RNA of Rosa chinensis, 1982 nucleotides long. Its product is annotated as threonine synthase 1, chloroplastic. NCBI's taxonomy places the organism in Eukaryota, Viridiplantae, Streptophyta, Magnoliopsida, Rosales, Rosaceae. Gene Ontology annotation, biological process: L-cysteine biosynthetic process. The transcript has a single exon. Gene Ontology annotation, molecular function: pyridoxal phosphate binding; threonine synthase activity. The record is from RefSeq and is a predicted model, not a curated record. Bases 100 to 1692 code for a protein of 530 amino acids. Gene Ontology annotation, cellular component: cytoplasm.
CACCAACACCAACACCAACACCAACACCAACACCAGCCGACCACCACUCACUCCCUAAACCCAAACCCAACCAAGCGCCGCACGCUUUUUCUCAAAACAAUGGCUUCCUCUUCCUUACUCCACCCUUCUCUCUCCUCCCUCUCCCCAAAACGCACCGUUUUAUACCCAACGCCCACCCCCAAACGCUCACUCUCCGUAACCUGCACCUCCUCCACAUUCGAUCCCACCUCCGCCGCCGCCAACAACAACUCCCUUCCAGCUCAGCCGCCGCCUCUCCGUACCCGCGCCGCCGAUGAGAACAUUCGCGACGAGGCCCGGCGCCACCGCCCCACACCACACAACUUCUCAGCCAAGUACGUCCCCUUCAACUCGGUCGCCGGCGCCGCCUCGCCGGAGUCGUACUCGCUCGACGAGAUCGUCUACCGCAGCCGCUCCGGCGGCCUGCUCGACGUCCAGCACGACAUGGACGCCCUCGCCAAGUUCGACGGAGCGUACUGGCGCCGCCUCUUCGACUCGCGCGUCGGCCGCACCACCUGGCCCUACGGCUCCGGCGUCUGGAGCAAGAAGGAGUGGGUCCUCCCGGAGAUCGACGACGACGACAUCGUCAGCGCCUUCGAGGGAAACUCCAACCUCUACUGGGCCGAGCGCUUCGGCAAGCAGUUCCUCGGCAUGAACGAUCUCUGGGUCAAGCACUGCGGGAUUUCCCACACCGGAAGCUUCAAAGACCUAGGCAUGACCGUCCUCAUCAGCCAGGUCAAUCGUCUCCGCAAGCUCAAACGACCUGUCGUCGGAGUCGGCUGCGCCUCCACAGGCGACACGUCGGCGGCUCUAUCUGCCUACUGUGCCUCCGCAGGUAUCCCGUCUAUAGUGUUUCUGCCGGCGAAUAAGAUCUCCAUGGCGCAAUUGGUCCAGCCGAUUGCGAACGGGGCUUUCGUGCUGAGCAUUGACACUGACUUCGACGGCUGUAUGAAGCUGAUUAGGGAAGUCACGGCGGAAUUGCCGAUUUACUUGGCCAAUUCGCUCAACAGUUUGAGGCUGGAGGGGCAGAAGACGGCGGCGAUUGAGAUAUUGCAGCAGUUUGAUUGGGAAGUUCCGGAUUGGGUCAUUGUUCCGGGUGGGAAUUUGGGGAAUAUUUACGCGUUUUACAAGGGGUUUAAAAUGUGCCAGGAAUUGGGGCUGGUGGAUAGGGUUCCGAGGCUUGUUUGUGCUCAGGCGGCCAAUGCCAACCCGCUCUACUUGUAUUACAAGUCAGGGUGGAAGGAUUUCAAGGCGGUGAGGGCCAACACCACGUUUGCUUCGGCUAUACAGAUUGGUGACCCUGUUUCGAUUGAUAGAGCUGUGUAUGCUCUCAAGAAUUGCAAUGGGAUUGUGGAGGAAGCUACUGAGGAGGAGCUGAUGGAUGCAAUGGCGCAAGCUGAUUCUACCGGGAUGUUUAUAUGCCCUCACACGGGGGUGGCUCUAACGGCAUUGAAGAAGCUUAGGAAGAGCGGGGUUAUUGGGGCUGGUGAUCGGACCGUGGUGGUUAGCACUGCCCAUGGUUUGAAGUUUACACAGUCCAAGGUUGAUUAUCACUCCAAGGCCAUACCGGAGAUGGCUUGCCGGUUUGCCAAUCCACCCACGGAGGUCAAGGCGGAGUUUGGGGCAGUCAUGGAUGUUCUUCAGGAGUUUUUGAAGUCUAAGAAGUCGAAGUGAGCUGAGUUUUUUGUAUCAAUGUAGCACUAGUUAACUUGUGCACUUUUCUUUAUGCUUUUUGUUUUGCUUUUUGAAUUUUGGUGUUGCACAGGUUGUUUAUAAUUUUCAGGGAAGUUCGUUUCGUUUAUGUUCUGUACUUUAAUAUAUGCUUGAUGAUUUUAAAGUAGAACCAGCCCUCAUAACAUAGGUAGAAUAAGCUUUUGUAAGCGAGAAGGUAGAAUAAGCUUUAUUUACCAUCAAGUGUAACAGGGAUAUAACUAUAUUGCUUGUCUUAUCUCUCAUACUGUUUA